AUGGACGACGCGUUCGCGAACAUAGCAAGCUUUUUGGGCCCAAACGCGGCACUGCCGCCCGCUCCCGCGCGGCGCGCAGCCGCGCCGGCCGCACCGCCGCGGCCGCAAGCAGCGGCGAGGGCCGCACCGCUGCUGCCAGCCCUCGAAGAAGCAAAAGCGCCGCCGCGCGUCCGCGCCGUCGUCUUCUCGAAAGACCGCGCGUUCCAGCUGCGGUGCCACCUGCGCUCGCUAGCGCGCGCCCAGCCCACCGAGGUCUUCGUGCUCUGGCGCGCGGAAGGAGAUACCUCGGCGAAAGCGUACGCCACUGUGCAAGCCGAGUUCCCGUCGCACCGAUUCCUCUGCGACGGCGAUGCUGGGCCGGCGGCGAACCUCGCGAUCGCGCUCGCCGACGCCGAGUUCGUAUGGUUUCUCGUCGACGAUGCGCUCGUCGUCGAAAGCUUUGAUGUCGUGGCGGCGGCGACUGCGCUGCGACGCGACGAUUGCCUGCUCGCAGUGCAUGCUAGACUCCAUCCCGGCGUGACGUGGUGUCAUCCCCAGGAUGCGCCCUGCGCCCCGCCGGCGGUGUUCGACGUCGUCGGCGGGGACGUCGGCAAGGCGCCCGCGCUCCUCGCGUUCGACCGGAGUGGGUUGUCGGGCGACUGGUCGUACGCUUGGGAUUUAGCCGGUGGGCUGUAUCGCGGCACCGAUGCGAGCGCCGUCGUCCGAGACAUCGUGCGCCCAGGCCCAGGAAACGACGCCGCGGCGCAUCCGAACCGCCUCGAGGCAAAUGGCAACGCUGCGUUGCGGCGUCUCGGGCUCACCUCGCAACGCCCGAGGAGCGCCUGUCCUGCGGUCAAGGCGCUGGUCAUCGUCACGGUGAACCGUGUCCAAGACGUCUACUCGGCGCCCGUCUAUGACGCGACACCAGCGCCGUCGCUCGACGCGCUCGACGCCCUCGUCGACGACGCGGCGGCCGAUCUGGACGUUGCCAUGUACGCCAAGACGAGCCACGACUCGGCGCACGUCGGAGACUGGUUUCCUUCGCCUCAAGAACGACCGUCAAAGCCGCCGCGCGUCUCCGUGCUCAUCGCCGCGAAGAACGAGGAAGCGACGAUCGUAGAUGCGGUGAGAUCGGCGCUGGACGAGGGGGACAUAGUCGAGGAGGUCGUGGUAAUUGACGACCACUCGACGGAUGGCACGCGCGCUGCCGUGGCAGCGAUCGAUGAUGCACGCGUCCGGGUCCUAGAAAGUUCGGGCCACGGACUCGCCGAAGCUUUAAAUUUCGGGCUGAAAAUGUGCUCGUGCGAUGUCGUGGCGCGGCUCGACGCCGACGACGUCUUCGCGGCCGGCCAACUCAACCGCCAUGUUGCGAGGUUCGCGGAUUUGAGGCGAAGAGGGCGGGUCGCCGCGUGUGGGGGCGCAGCCGUGAGUUGGUGGCCCGACGGCGCACGGGCGCCGCUGCUUCGUUCGCGCUCGGGUGACGCCGAGUGGUCGCUGCUCUUCUCCUGUUGCGUGGCGCACCCGACCGUGCUGCUGGACCGACGCGCUGUGCUGAACCUAGAUGGCUACGCGAGCGCGGCCGAGCCUGCCGAGGACUACGACCUCUGGCUCCGCGCCGCCGACGCGGGCGCGGGCGUGGCCAACGCCUCGGACAUUCCGCGGACAUGGCUCCGGAAGCGUUCCACGAGCGUGUCGGCGGCGCGGCGCGCGGCGCAAGAGGCCGCCGCCGACGCCGCCGUCGCGCGCUCCAUUGGAAGGAGGCUCGGCACGGAGCCGCCGCCCGCCGUCGUGUCCGCAAUGCGGCGGCCCGCGACGUGCGAAAGCGCCGACGCGCUCGACGGCGCCGCCGCGCUCCUGUCGUCGCUGCGCGCACGCGCGGUCGCCGCCCUGGCCGAAGACGCGCGCGCCACAAAACGCGUCGACGCCGACGCGUCGCAGCGCCUUGCCGAGCUCCAGGCCUGCGGACUGCGCCUCGGACGCGUCCUCGGCGUCGCCGACGGGAAGAUGGAAGCGCUUCGAGGAUUGUGUGCGGCGGCAUCGCUAAAGUAG
This is a messenger RNA of Pelagomonas calceolata, 2028 nucleotides long. NCBI's taxonomy places the organism in Eukaryota, Pelagophyceae, Pelagomonadales, Pelagomonadaceae. The record is from the annotation of a GenBank genome assembly.